AUGUAUAUUGGACUUCGAUUACCUAAGCGACCCAGGCGUCCAGUAAAGAAAUCUCGCUCGAAGAAACAAAGUGAAAAGACGUCCAGCUCUAACGGUACCAUUCCUGCACCAGUCUAUUUGUCGCCAUCGGAACAGAUUCAGAAUUUGCUAGUGGAAGUCGAUGAUGAGGAACAUUUUUAUCAUGAUGUUUUCUGUCAAAUGGACAUGUUGCACAACAACAACGGUGAAUACGAGUGGAGAGAAGCGGCCAGAUGGGUCAAGUAUGAAGAAGAUGUCGAGGAAGGUGGUGAACGCUGGUCAAAACCUCACGUUGCCUCAUUGUCUUUGCACUCUCUCUUUGAGCUUCGAAGCAGUCUCCUGUCCGGUGCAGUCAUGUUGGACAUGGACGCCCACAACAUGGCUCAAGCCAUAGAUUUGUUAUUGGACAACCUUGUCAAUGCGAAACUUCUGGAAGAAAGCAUGAAAGACACAAUUCGUUGUAUGAUUGUCCGUCCUCAUUUCCAUCAACACAUGAAGCGAAAGAAGAGUUUUGCUCCGACAGACGAUCAGCAAAAAUUCCGGAAGUCCAUGAAACGGACUUUUUCUGAAAUCGGUCGGCAGUUCUCAGGAAGCUUUCGACAGGGACCAUCCAACGCAAACCUGCUGAAUUCAAAAACAGAAAGUUUCUUGAGGGGAAAUAACAGUAGCCCAAAUAUCGAAAUGCUAAAUGGUGCCCUUCCAGAAUCACCUUCUUUGUACAAAUUAAAUGAGCAGUUUAUGCGGAAACUGCCUAGUGGUUCCGAAGUCGCCAACAUUCUGGUCGGUGAAGUAGAGACUCUCAAGUACCAGGUCACUGCAUUCAUCAGAUUAACAGUGGCCAAGCUAAUGGACAUGGCUGAAGUACCUCUGCCCACACGAUUCAUUUUCCUCUGCUUGGGACCCCCGGGGAGUCAAAGCAAACUCUACGAGAUCGGACGCUCCAUUUCUACAAUUAUGGUUGAUGAGGUAUUUGGUGAAGUCGCUUACAAGGCCAGAGGAAGGCAAGACCUUUUGGCAGAAUGGGAUCCAAAUAUCAGAAUCGAACCUCCGGCUGCUGUGCCCUCUCAGGGUGCUCGAAAAUCAAUCAAGCCUCCAAAUGAAGCCAACAAAGAAGAAGAAGAAGAAGAGGCUUCUCACUGCGAUCCAACUUUGGUGAGAACUGGAAGGUUGUUUGGUGGAUUGGUUGCAGACAUACGGAGAAAGGCCCAGUGGUACGCCAGUGAUUUCAAAGAUGCUCUCCAUUUGCAAUGCGUGGCCAGUAUUGUGUUUCUCUAUUUAGCCACGUUAACGCCAAACGUUACUUUCGGUGGUUUACUGGGCCAAGCCACUGACCAAUAUAUGGGUACAAUGGAAUGCAUACUGACAGCGGCUAUCACGGGCGUACUUUUUGCUUUGUUUUCUGGACAGCCGCUCAAUAUUCUCGGUAGUACGGGCCCAAUGCUGGUGCUGGAAAUGAUUCUCUACACUGUCUGCAGGGAUAAAGGUUUCGACUUCCUUCCGAUGAGAUGUUGGAUUGGUAUCUGGACGACGGUUCUACUACUAAUAGUUGUCAUGUUCGACCUCAGCGCUCUGGUUCGUUAUAUAACGCGUUUCACCGAGGAGAGCUUCGCGUCCCUGAUCGCUAUCAUCUUCAUCGUGGAAGCCUUCAAGAAAACAGUCGGAAUCAUCGACAAGUACCCCGUCCACACGCAAGUGCCCCCUGAUCACUCGUUCUCCUGCGAGUGCCUGCCCGCUAACUACAGUCAGGAUAACGGCAAAUUGUUCGAUGUGAAUAUCACUUCGAGCAAUUACACUCAGUCAACGCUUGCCACUGUCAAUUACAGCUACUCUAACAGCACCGAACUUCUGUCUCUCAGCAACUGUCUUGAGAUGGGAGGACAACUUGUUGGUCCGGAUUGCAAAUAUGCGCCCGAUGUUUUCUUUUUGUCGAUUCUGCUAUUCUUGGGGACUUUUACUGUGGCUAACGGCUUACAAUCCUUCAAAACGAGUCGCUUUUUCCCAACCUGGGUGCGUCAAAAUCUGAGUGAUUUCUCCGUCCUAAUCUCCAUAAUUAUUAUGGUCGGAAUAGACGUCCUUCUGGGCAUCCCUACGCCAAAGUUGAAUGUUCCUAAGGAAUUCAAGCCGACAAGACCAAACCGCGAAUGGUUCAUCAAUCCACUGAGUGACAAGAAUCCAUGGUGGGUUAUUCCAGCUUCGAUUAUUCCUGCCUUGCUCGCUGUUAUCCUUAUUUUCAUGGAUCAACAAAUCACGGCCGUCAUCGUUAACCGCAAGGAAAACAAACUGAAGAAAGGAAGCGGUUAUCAUCUGGAUAUGUUUGUGGUGGCGAUUUGCAUUCUCAUUUGCUCCUUGCUUGGAUUGCCUUGGUAUGUCGCCGCUACGGUUUCUGCCCUUGCCCACGUUAUGAGUCUUAAAAAAGAAUCCGAGUGCACGGCUCCAGGGGAAAGAGCAGCCUUCUUAGGAGUGAGGGAACAACGUCUUACUGCUUUGAUGGUUGGACUACUGAGUGGUCUGUCUGUGCUUUUUACUUCCGUAUUGAGUGUUAUACCAAUGCCCGUUUUGUACGGUGUAUUUCUUUACAUGGGUGUUGCCGCUCUUAAAGGAAUGCAACUGGUUGACCGUGUGCUGCUAGUUUUUAUGCCGUCCAAAUAUCAACCGGACCACAUGUACCUGCGCCACGUACCAAUCAAGAGGGUUCACCUCUUCACAUUAAUGCAAAUUGUCUGUUUAGUUGUUUUGUGGGUGAUUAAAACAAUUAAAUCCGUAUCGAUUGUAUUUCCGAUUAUGGUGCUAGCGACUUGCUUCGUUCGGAAAGCCAUGGAUCGUGUUUUCACCCAAAGAGAGUUGAAAUGGCUUGACGAUAUCAUGCCUGAAGCGACGACACGAGAAAAGGAAGAUAGAGAGAAACGAAAAAACGGUUUAGACGAAGAAGAGGGUGACAGCCUCCUAGAACCAGAAGAAUAUGAGAAAUUAAUGGAAGUGAAGAUACAACAUGAGAAACAAGCCGAAAAAUAUGGUGGCCAUUUGUCUAAUUUUGACUUGGAUCGGGUCAAUAUUUCCGAAGAGGUCAACAAAACAGCAAUUUGGCUUCAAGUAAUCAAAGAUGGAGAGAAUCCUACAAUUAAUUCAGAAAAUUCACGUUCAUCUCGACGUCGAAAGAGUGACCGAUCGAGUUCCAAGUCGGAAAGACGAUCAAAAGAUAAACAUAGAAAGGACUACGAGAAAAACGAAUGUGAAGAACUCGCCAAAGAUACCAGUGGUGCCAACACAGAAAAGAAUGAAGAUUCUCACGAAGAGAGAACUGUAGACUUUUAUAUUCAAGGAGAGGAUGACCCGGACCGGGAGAGCAGAAUAUAA
Messenger RNA from Acanthosepion pharaonis, 3372 nucleotides. The record is from the annotation of a GenBank genome assembly. NCBI's taxonomy places the organism in Eukaryota, Metazoa, Mollusca, Cephalopoda, Sepiida, Sepiidae.